UCCUGCACCAGCAGGCAGUGUGACAGAAAAAACACUUAAAAUUUGCUUAUGCAACAUAUUCGCUAACUUGAGUCUUAGUCCCAUAGUCUUGGGAGCUCUCGUGAAGAUAGAGUGUCAAGACAAGCAUGAUCAUGAGACUUACAUAGAAUAUCUGAAUCGUCUUCGGGCAAAGAAAAAUAAAAAUUCUUUUUCGAAUGCCGAAUUGAAGAAAGAAUUCUGUUUCAACUUAGAGAAUUUCCAAAAAGAAACGAGCCCUGACAAGUUAGAUGUCACUGCCCUUUGCAGUUUACUUUCCCACAUUUUAACCAAAGUUAAGGAGUACGAUUCAAUCAUGCUUAAAGAUCUCAAUAAGAAUUUACAUGAUGUCAAGAAAAUGCGAAACACUGUCUUACACAACAUGGAUCAACUUCUGAACGAGAAAAAUUUCACUGAUCUGACAACAAUGCUGUUUGGGCUCAUAGAAAAAGCUGACAUAUUCUAUUCUUCCUCCCUGGGCCCUCAGGUUCCAUAUUUUCCCGCUGUAGACACAAAGCAAAAGCUUAACGACGAACUUGAAAAGGUUGAGAACCUGGACAAAAGUGACAUUCAUCGCUGUAUUUCGCGGUUGCUUUUGAGCGGCAAAGAAGCGGUAGGGAUGUUAUGGGGGAUCAAGCUGGACUACGAGGUUCUCUUGCUCGGCAACGACAAGGCUAAUCGUCAGAAAGUGUUUCAUCCUCUAGACGUGAUGGUUAAAGAGCCAGCGAGCGAAGAAUUCCUUUCAUACACAAAAAUUUUUGAAACCCCUGAGAAUGUCGUCGUGGUUGCGGGCGUCGCCGGCGCCGGUAAGACAACCCUCGUCAAAAACAUCGUACUGCAAUUUUUCGACCUUCAACAGGGGACUGCUGAUUACCUGAGUUCUUUUAACCAACUCGUCUUCUUCGAGUGCAGGGAUCGCAGCAUUAAAGAACUGAGUGACGUCAUCGAUAAUCACUACAAAGACCUGUGUAGUGAACUAGGUAAAGAAAAUGUCCUCGAGGCUCUCCUGCGUAUCGAUGUCUUAUUCAUCAUCGAUGGCUUCGACGAAAUCAACGACAGUUCCAAAAAAGUCGUUAUCGAGAUUAUCGAGAAAACGUGGCGCCGCAACUGUCGUGUGUUGAUCACGACUCGUCCUCAUGCCCUGGAGGAGAAGCUGGAGCCACUUCUGAAAAGAGAAGAUGUCAGCUUUACACUGUACGAGAUUAUGCAGUUCAAGAAGCUUGAAGACCAACUUGCAUUCUUGCGGCGGUAUGAAGCAUUUCUUUGCGCUCCGAUUGGGGAGAUGACGAAGAGCUUCGAGUCGCUAAGUGAGGAUGUCAGAAAUAUAUUCACCGAACCCAUCAACUUGAUUCAUUUCUGCGAGAUGCGUAAGCACUUCCCUGAGGAGAUAUCCUCAUGGAAGACUUCAGGGGACGUGGCGCCUUCUAAGCUGCGCCUGUACAGGAAGCUCAUCCAGAACAAACUAGCGGCCUCGAUUGAUACGGACUUGGGCGUCCUGGUGGACGACAUGUUCGCUCUGGUCGGGGCUGAAGCCUUGCAGUUGCUCCGUGAAAACGUCGUGACUUUCUCAGAGGCAGAGUUGCUUGCCAUAAAGCAGAGGUGUCACGUUGAACUGAAAGGUGGUGGCGAGGUCGAUCAUGCAGUUGUACUUUCAGAGGUACUGAAGGAGCACAAACCUUUCGGUUUGAACAGUAGUUCACGCUAUGAAUUCAAGCACAAGAGUGAGCAGGAAAUGUUUGCUGGUCAUUACAUCGUUCAGCGCAUCAUUGGAGGGAGCGCCGACCCCCUCAAUAGCAUCCUGGGAGUCCCGACGGAGGAAAUGACAAGGCUGCGGGAGGUGCUGCUGUACGUGGUGGCGGCCCUCAGCAGGGACAGCCCCCGCCACCUCACGCAGCGGUGGGGGGAGCUGAAGGAGGCCCUGAGGGAGGCCGGCGUCACCGGCGUCCGUGAUGUGAUGGACUGCGUCGCGCGCUGCCCUGACGCGGGGAUAUUGGGCGACCUCGUCGGGGGCGAGAGAUGGAACGUCGUGGAAGGUCGCAAUGUUGCUGUUGUACCUAUCCUGCUGCGACAUGGUCGUCCAUCUCGCGUGAUGGUGGACAUAGAGGCCGCGGCCCUGAGGAGGGAGCCGUGGAGGGCGCUCGUGGCGGCGGCGUGGGGCGUGGAGGUCAGGUUGACGCUCCGCCCCCUCGACGACUACGAGCCUCAUGACGACCUCCUUCUGCCGCUGCUCAACAGCGGGGUGAGGCUGGUGGAGUUCAGCGGCUGCGUGGGCACCUGCGCUGGGACGGCCACCCUCACGUCCGUGGCCCGCGACGCUGUCCUCUACAUCCGCAUGGCGGCGCCCCUGGACCUCAGCGCCCUCGGGGGGACAUACGAGUUCUUAGGUGAGUCUUUCCCAGCACGGGGGGCGGCGCCCCUGGUCCCUUGUGUGCACGCGCCCCCUCCUGCCCCCUGGCCUCCCCUCCCCCACGUGGCCGCUGCCCCCCUCCCCCCUGCCAUGGCUGAUCGUGGAGGGGGCAGAUGA
Hyalella azteca is the source of this 2539-nucleotide messenger RNA. RefSeq lists its product as uncharacterized. The record is from RefSeq and is a predicted model, not a curated record. The transcript has 5 exons. Lineage: Eukaryota; Metazoa; Arthropoda; Malacostraca; Amphipoda; Hyalellidae. The coding region runs from base 332 to 2539 and encodes 735 amino acids.